This is a messenger RNA of Triticum aestivum (bread wheat), 2956 nucleotides long. RefSeq lists its product as uncharacterized. The record is from RefSeq and is a predicted model, not a curated record. The coding region runs from base 1 to 621 and encodes 206 amino acids. Lineage: Eukaryota; Viridiplantae; Streptophyta; Magnoliopsida; Poales; Poaceae. The transcript has 2 exons.
AUGCACUUGUUGAAUCACGAGGUGCUGGCCUUUGGUGGACGUCUGUGGUGGGUGGAUGUGAGCUUGGGCGUCCUCUCCAUGGACCCGUUCAGUGACAAGUGUGAGCUCCGCCACAUCAAGCUGCCUCCCGGCAGCGUCCUUCCUCGCCAAUCGCACGCAGAGAUUUGCGACCUUAUCAAAUACAGGCGGAUGGGUGUCAGCGACGGGAGGCUGCUGUAUGUCGAGGUUUCAAUGGAGGCGCCCUACCAGAUCAGGUCAUUCGUGCUGGACGACGAGAGCGGCCGCUGGACGUUGGAGCACCAGGUGUCACUGGAUGCCAAGGAGAGGCCUUUGGUUGGCGCCAUUGAUCCGCUCAACGCUGACUUGCUGUACCUCAACUUGGGCGCUGAAGUUAUUGUUAGCAUGGACAUGCGCCGGAACAGGAUCAUUGCUCAGUCAUCUGUGUUGGCCAGUGGUAUCCAUCCAUGCUAUUGCGGGUCAAAUGUGUUCUUGCCAUGUGUGCUCCCGUCAUUUCUUGGAUCAAGCCAUAUUCCAGGUGAUCACAGCAGUGGCGGAUCCAGGAAAUCAACUUUGGGUGUUCAAUUUUUUUUCACCCUGACAGAGAAGUCCAUUGGCCCAUAGCAAUACAGAUUGUUCACAAAAACAAAAAUAGCUCAAAAGAGGAAGAAACUUACAAAGAGCUAUAUAUCUACUCCCUCCGUUCCAAAAUAGAUUACUCAACUUUUGUACUAAUGUUAGUACAAAGUUGGGUCAUCUAUUUUGAAACGGAUGGAGUAAUUCCAAAAAUAAUUCAUAUGUUAUUUUUUUACUAAUGAAUUCAAUCCAAAGAUAAUUUAUUUGUUGUUUUUAAAUCAACAGUCUUCCUCUUUACUAAUGUGGUCAUGUGUAGAGCUAUCUAUUUCUAAAUGACUAAAUCCAAAUAUAAGCUCCUACAAAUGUACAUGCCGCUCAUUCCAUGACCCGUUUGUGCUGAUGUUGCAUCCGCGGCAGGCAUGGCACUGCACGGCUUGACUAUGGGGGCUCCAUCCAGUUCGCCUCCGGUGCCGUCGGCUUGGUCGAGCCCUCCACCGGUACAGCCGCACGCCCGCUCAGGCCCCGUGCUAGUUCGGCUCUGGUGCCGGUGGAUUUGCUGAAUUUAGACUGAGUUUUUUAAUGGGCAUUUGAACUAAGUUGAGCUGCUGAGUAUCUCUAGUGUUGUCCUGCGUGAGAGUGUGAGAGCAGAGGCGGUUUGUUGCUGCUCUUGGGCUGCUGGUUACUGGGCUGUGCCGCUGCAGCCGAUGGGCUUAUUGAUCUGUUUUGCCACACGAGAGCUUAGUAUUUUUGUCAUUUACAUAUAUAUAGUUUUUUUUGCAGGACAUUUUGGGUGUACAUCUGUACACCCAUGACCAAUAGUGGAUCCGCCCCUGGAUCACAGCAUGAUAUCUACCGUAUAAGUAUUGUGCUGUUUAUACUCUUAGUUGCUAUGUGUGUUGAGUAAGGUGUUAAGAGUUCCUGGUAACCUGCUCUAUGCAUUGUAACUUCAAUACUACUUUAUAGCUCAAUUAUUGUUUUCUAGAUCAAGGAAGAGUUUACACCCCUUGGCCCCUGCAUCAAUAAUUCAUCACACAGCCAAAUUUUAGUGCAUUGUUUCCGCUAACACUGAUAUUAGAACAAAAGCAAAAUUAUGUUAAAUGAUGCUCUCAGGCAGCACUAAUUUUAUGAUGUUGAUGCCACCCAUUGUAAAAACAUUAUGUGUCAUUAUGGUGGCUUUCAUUCAAAUUCUUGUAUCUUGACCAAAGGAACUUCUUUUCAGGCAAGAAGGGUGCCCCAAAACAGCUAACUUUAGCUGAUGUUCUGGUUCGUUCAGACAAAUGCUAGAAGAAAUGAAGGUACCAAGUUACCAGCCAUUGUAUCUCUUGGUUGAAGUCUUUUUAUUGACCCACUCUUGCUAUAUAUCAUACAUUCACAUGUUUAGGAUGAUGUAUUCGUCUUACAUAUAGUCAGCGCAUUGAGUUUAUGACUUGAUAUAAAUGUUGUGCGUAGUUUCUCAAUGACUACUAGUUGUUGUCCAAUAUACCAGCAUCCUACUAGACCGUCAUUGCUUAUCUGGUUGGUAUUUCAACAGAAUUAGUAAUUUGUUUGGGACUCAAAAUACUAGUUGCAUAAUUACAUGUUAGUGUUAAUGAUAUUUCUCACAUUUGUUAUAAAAAAUAUUCAUUUCACAAUGCAGUCUUAUAUCAAUAGCUUGUAUAUUGUAUUGAUGGUGGUGCUGACAAUAUUUGUGUUUGUUUUACCGUGCACCUUUCAGAUGGGUGUAUUUUUGUUUCUUAGCUAGUAGACCUGAUUAAAUUCGCAAGUGCAAAUUAGGCAUGAAGUUGUGUAGCGUAUAAGACCAUGACGGAUGUAUAGCAUUGCCAUCACUAGUCUUUCCUUUUCCUGAAGUAUUACCACUAGUCAAGCCUGAAACUCAAGCUUGUUAUUUCUCAACAAGUGAUCACUGUUUUUCUGCUUCAAUCAAGUAGAAAAUAAGCAUGUUGCACACUGGCCAAGUACUACUGUAGUAGUGACUGUUUGUUUAAAAUAACACACUGCGUUAUCUUUUUUUAUAUCACGUUUUCCUUGUCGAAAUGCACCUCAUGCUCAUAUUGAAACAUCCCUGAAGUUUCAUACUGUAUAUUUCACUAACUUUCCGUGUUCAUUUCUUAGAACUAACAGGUGCAGGUGCUCUGAUGGCUUAGGAAGCUGAUGAUGGUAGUUUGGUGAACUCUCGUUUUGCGGAAAACCUGGAGAAACAUGCUGUUUUAGGAAUUUGGUCGCAUUUUGGGGUUAGGAUUAACCUGAGAAGUUUGGCCUUGCUGUAGUUUGCUGACGAACCAUGUGAGUUGUUCCGGACCUACAGUGUCAGCCUGAAUAUUCGCAGCAUAUUUCUCAAUUGAACCACCAGGUAAUAUGGCCAGUACAUCGAGCUGUUACGUUC